AUGCUGCGCCACCGCUGUAAUGUUGUGAAGUGGAUGAUCAAUCCUCACCUGCACCGCCCGGUGUGUAGCUCUACGCUGCUUGUCGGUCAAGCCGUGCGGCGGGCAUCGACGUGCCACGCAACACAAAGCGAAGGACACAGCAGCAGCGGCAGCAACAACAGCAACAAAAACAAUGUUCAGAAGCGAGAGCCGCACCUUCGCCGCCUCGCAGUGGUGCGGCCGGACUUAGUGGAUGAGUGGGUGCCCGAGCUCAAUGACGCCGACGUAAGCUCGGUGCCCUCCACCAGCCCACUCGACGUGUGGUGGCGUUGCCCUGCGUGUGGGGAGAACUACCAGGCAGCAGUGAAGGAUCGCGCAGUAGCGGAUAAGGGGUGCCCGCGUUGUUCGUCCAUGCAGCAGCGAGAAGUGUUACAUUUGCCCCAGAGUGUAGGAGGCGCCGGCUCGACUGAUGCGCAAAGUGCAGUAGCAACAGCAUCACCAUCACUCGCAGAGACACACCCCGAGCUUGCGAGCCGCUGGGAUUCUGACCGGAACGGCCUCCUAAGGCCCAGUGAUGUUACGUGUACGAGCGAGGUAAGUGUCUGGUGGCGUCCGGCGGAGGGGCGACCGCUGCACGAGCAGUCCUUUCGUCGGCCUGUGUACGCCUUUGUAGAGAUACCGUACAGCGUGCAGGAGCAGAGGGAGGCUCAGGCGGCGCUCGAAACUGACAUUCUUCAGCAGGUGCGAAAGGCCGCGAAGAUUGAGGAGGCACGCGCACACAAUGCGUUCCCUGCCGCCGCGUAUAUGCUGGAUGACAGCAUCCUGAAGAGCCCUCACAGCGGCGCCUCAGGGUCACCGCUCGCCACACAGAAUCAGCAGCAGCACUUUGACCUUGUGGGGGAAGACCUGCACAAGGCAAUUGAAAUGUGGGAACGUAAUUUUGAUGCAAAGACUGAUGAAGACUUUAGACCUGUCUUCCACGCUGACGAAGCACGUGGUGGUGGGGAAGCGUGGCGCGAUCAAGUUCUCACCACCUAUCAUCGCUUUGUCGAGUGGCACAAGAGCCAAAUAAAGUUAAAGGAGAGCAGCGGUAGUGACAACAGCAACAAGGGCACGGAUGCGAGUGUCGUUCCUUCCGCCAUCACAGAUCCUGAUUGGGUACAACACUUCACACUUGCUUCGGAAGAUGUCGCGAAGGGUUUGUUUGCACCCUCCGCAAAGCUCGUUCUUCCCGAUGUCACGGCUCCACCUGUGCAGCAGCAGCAGCAGCAGCAGACGGUACAAAAUGCUCUGCCGGCUCAUCGCCGCAUCGACUCGCUGCCGCCGCCACCUGAGGAGUAUGAAAAUGAGAUCCGCACAACAUUUGCGCAGCCCAAGCGGCCGUACCCGCGACAGCCACCGCGGCCGCCGAUGCACGAGGAAGACGUCACGGAGUCGGUGCCCAAGACAAUAGAGACGGACCAACAACAACAACAGCAGCAGCAGCAGCAACCGGAUGGAGCGUCAGCUUCACAGCGUGACGCAGUGAAGGGGCGAAAGAGUCACGUGCACCACGACGCCCCGGUCGAGGCGGCCUUCGAGGUGGUGAGUCUCGCCACCGCGCAGAGCCUCGCACAGGACUACGCUGCCUCCGACGACAAAAGCAUGCCCUUCGACGCGGAUGAGAAGGACCUCCAUCUGCGCUCUCUCCUUGGCUCUGUGGCGAUGCAGUCGAUGACGGAGGAGCAGGCAAGAGCACUGCAGUACAACAGAGGCACGCCACGGCCGCGCCGCACAGGACGAUUCCGCCUGCGCAUGCCUGUCAGCACAGAGAGUCGAGGGAAGGACGGCAUCGCCUCCACGCUGGGGGUUGCGUCGCCGUCGUCGUCCUCCUCUGCCACGGAGGAAGGCACGCGGAAGGAGCAGCAGCGGGUAAUUCAGGCACCCGGCACACCGCGAAAGGUGGCGCGCCCAAAGAAGAAGCUUAACGAGGCUGCCAACGAAGAGAGCACCAGCAGCAGUGCCUUCUCGUCGGGGCAAGUGGAAACAGCGUCAGCAUAA
Trypanosoma grayi is the source of this 2019-nucleotide messenger RNA. RefSeq lists its product as hypothetical. The transcript has a single exon. The record is from RefSeq and is a predicted model, not a curated record. The coding region runs from base 1 to 2019 and encodes 672 amino acids. NCBI's taxonomy places the organism in Eukaryota, Euglenozoa, Kinetoplastea, Trypanosomatida, Trypanosomatidae.